UUUCUCCUUCACACUUCAAACGUCCUGCCUGAUUCGACAUUCCUCUUAUUCAGUCGAUCAGUCACCACCACCUCAUCACACGCUGCAAACAACGAGCACCAUCUCACCGCCAGCAUGUCGAAACGAAGCGGCGUGCCCAAUGGCGUGGAGAAGUCUGCCAAAGAGGCCACCCAAGAGCCCACUCCCGAUAAGCAGUCUCGUCUCAUCAACGACCCGAACCCAGGCCACUUCAGCCUGGUCCGCGCCUACCACCUCGCGGAUUUCAUCACUCUCAUGAACGGCUUCUGCGGUAUCAUGUCCAUCAUGUCCUCCAUGCGCUACUGCUUGACUCCGAGCCAUACACAGCACCUGUGGGCCGCUCUCGCUCUGAUGCCAUUUGGCUUGUUCUUUGACUUCUUCGAUGGCAAGGUAGCGAGGUGGAGGAAAAAGAGCAGCUUGAUGGGACAGGAGCUUGACUCCUUGGCAGAUCUGAUCUCAUUCGGCGUGGCACCCGCAAUGUGUGCUUUCUCCCUUGGCAUGCGCACCGGUCUCGAUCAGCUCCUCCUGACUUGCUUUGUCCUCUCUGGUCUUGCAAGACUCGCACGAUUCAACGUCACGACCGGGAACGUUCCGAAAGAUGCCACUGGCAAGGCCAAAUACUUCGAGGGUCUCCCAAUCCCCACAAGCCUGUCGAUUGCUGGUCUGAUGGCUUUCUGGGCGUCAAAGGGCUGGGUCCAGGACAACAUUCCUUACGGAACGAUCGCCAAGGGCACAAUCUUCGAGAUGCAUCCGAUUGUGGGUCUGUUCUUGAUUCACGGAUGCUGCAUGGUGUCCAAGAGUCUUCACAUCCCGAAGCCGUAG
Molecule: messenger RNA, 840 nt
Organism: Zymoseptoria tritici IPO323
Lineage: Eukaryota; Fungi; Ascomycota; Dothideomycetes; Mycosphaerellales; Mycosphaerellaceae
Exons: 3
Coding region: 115-840 (241 amino acids)
Biological process (GO): phospholipid biosynthetic process
Cellular component (GO): membrane
Molecular function (GO): phosphotransferase activity, for other substituted phosphate groups
Source: RefSeq, a predicted model, not a curated record